CCUUUUUUCUCUCCUGGUGGGACCCUUCACUCAUCCUAUUUAUACCAUCUCCCAAAUCCUCCAAGAAGUGCACAUUCCAUUGUAUUGCAUUAUAUGAAUCCACUGUAAAUAUAUAAUACUACUCUUAUCUAUACCCUCUCAUUUCAUUGUUAGUUGUUCAUUACAUAUAUAUAUACAUAUCCAAGAAGUGGCUAUGGCGGCUUUUCAUGGUCGUGAGCUUGGAGUUGUUCUUUCUCUCACACUACUAAUGCAAAUUGUGACGAUGAUGAUGGUGGUUUCGAGAAGCUAUGCUCAGGGUCCUCCGUCCCCAGGAUACUACCCGAGCUCGAAAGUGGGAUCCAUAUGGUUUAGCCAGUAUUUCGCCAGCUAUUGGGGCUCCCAGCACCAGUCUCUUAGUAACCAGGGUGCUUUGACCAUAUGGCUCGAUCACACCACAGGAAGCGGGUUUAGAUCUUAUCGUUCAUAUAGAUCUGGCUAUUUUGGGGCUUCCAUUAAGCUCCAAUCCGGAUACACAGCUGGGGUCAUAACAUCCUUCUACCUAUCGAACACGGAGCAGCACCCGGGGACCCACGACGAAAUUGACAUAGAGUUCCUGGGGACGACGCCGGGAAAGCCGUACACGUUGCAAACAAAUGUGUACAUAAGAGGGAGCGGGGACGGAAACAUCAUCGGACGCGAAAUGCGGUUCCACCUCUGGUUCGACCCCACCCAGGGUUUCCACCACUAUGCCAUUCUUUGGAAUUGGGACGAGAUCAUAUUCUUCGUGGACGACGUCCCGAUCCGACGGUACCCGAGGAAGAUCGACGCGACAUUCCCGCAGAGGCCGAUGUACGUGUACGGUUCGAUUUGGGACGCGUCAUCUUGGGCCACGGAGAACGGCAAGUACCGGGCCAAUUAUAACUACCAACCAUUUGUCGCCAAGUACAUGGAUAUCAAGAUUGGUGGCUGCGAAGAGCAGGCCGCGGUUUGGUGCCGCCCGGUUGCUAGCUCGCCGGGCGGCUACACUGGGCUGAGCCGCCAGCAGUAUGCCGCCAUGGCGUGGGCCCAUAGGUACCACAAGGUGUACGAUUAUUGCCAGGAUAGUAGCAGAGACCGUUCUCGAACACCCGAGUGUUACUGAUUUUAUAUGGACGAAUUUGGAUCGAUUCGGGUUUGGUUUGGUUUUGAGAUUCCAUAGAUGUGCCACCUACCAUGCAAAGGGUUGUUGAGCUUAGCAUACAAGCCUCCCAAAAUGGUUGGGACAUGUGUGUGAUCAAUAUAUGUUUCUAUAUUUUGUUGCAAAAUGUAUUAUGUGAAUUGUGAAAUAUACACACUCAUAAAGAUUGUGAAAAAGAUGAAAAGAAUCACAAAAUGUUAAUAAUGUGUAGUGUUAAUUUGCAUACUACAUAUGUGUGCGGUGUACCAAUUAUCAUGUACGUCUCAUACUGUCAAUGGCUCGAUGGAUGAAAUGAUAUGAUCGACUCAUUGUCUAUAGCAAUUU
Molecule: messenger RNA, 1480 nt
Organism: Cuscuta campestris
Lineage: Eukaryota; Viridiplantae; Streptophyta; Magnoliopsida; Solanales; Convolvulaceae
Source: the annotation of a GenBank genome assembly